Messenger RNA from Trichoderma asperellum CBS 433.97, 3024 nucleotides. RefSeq lists its product as uncharacterized. Gene Ontology annotation, cellular component: shelterin complex. NCBI's taxonomy places the organism in Eukaryota, Fungi, Ascomycota, Sordariomycetes, Hypocreales, Hypocreaceae. Gene Ontology annotation, biological process: regulation of DNA-templated transcription; telomere maintenance via telomere lengthening. Gene Ontology annotation, molecular function: telomeric repeat DNA binding. The record is from RefSeq and is a predicted model, not a curated record.
GGCGAAAUGACCUAGAAAAAGCGGGAAAAAAGGCGUGGGAUUUAUUUAUGGCAGAUACCAGUACUGAAUCCACACCUAUGAAGCGAUAUUAACGGCAUAUUUCAACCGUGUUUCACCUUUGCUCUUUCAAUUGUUGAGCAGCUUUUCCGUCUCACUCACCUCCUUCGCCCUUGGAUGACGUUUGCUGUUACCGCGACAAAAAACGAUUAUAUCAAUGAGCAUUUAUGUGUUACGUGCCUACGGGGCUUUUGUAACGAAGGGUCAGAGCUCUUAGUUUCUCGAAAUAAUAAUUACGCGUGAAAAGAGUUGCUGUAGAGCAAUCGAAAACUAUGGCAUCUCACAUUACAUACGAGGGGGUGUCUGGUGCUGAGGGAGGCGGUAACAUCUUUGGGGGGAUGAAAUUCUGGGUUUCCCGCUGGGUUCCGUUAAGGGAUUGGGUUAUCCAAAAUAUUCAGAACAACUCGGGGAUUGUCGUCCCUUUGGAGAAAGAUGCAGACAUGCUCAUUGCAGACCACGCAAGGAAAGACGCGCCCCUGGGAUCAUAUUCCUGGAAAUACAUUACGGAGUCGGUAAAGGCUGGUAUUGUUCAAGUUGAAGACAAGUACUUGAUUGGGCCACCUCCUGGCCAGCCUCGGCCAGUGCUCGCGGGCUCUCGUGCCAGAAAAUCUCGCAUCCCUUUUACAGAGCUCGAUGAUGCCAUUCUUGCUAAGCAUGUCCUUCAACAAGGCAUAGACACGGCUGGGAAUAGAAUGUAUCAGGACCUGGAGGCCAAAUACCCCCAUCACACUUACCAGUCAUGGAGAGCUCGAUGGGUAAAAAUAUUGUCGCUAAGAUCUAAUCAUGAUAUUGAUCGAUUAGCGAGGAUGGCCAACUUGGACGUGGGCAAUGCAUCGAUAACUGCGAGGCAGAUCAUAAGGAGGCACGAAAGAGAGGAUUGGCCAGAGCCGCCACAACAAACCCGUGCUCUCGCUGGUAGAGGCGUCGAAAAUGCUCAACGUCGAACUGAGGCUUCGCCCAGAAGCGCUAGACGCGAUGCAACACGGCGCCAAGAGACAACACCAUCUGACAAUACGAAUAGGAAGAGUACUACAGACGAGGUUGCCUCUGAGCAGACUGGCGAUGGCACUGAAAAGGAUUCAACCCCUUUUCACGAUGCACCUACUGGUGAAGAGCAAGAGCGAAUUGAAGACAGCGAGGCAGAAUCAGAAGGCGGCCAAGAAGUCAAAGGUGGAGAAAAUGUUGGGGAAGACGUUGAAGAAGAGAUCGUUGAGGGGGGGGCAGAAGAAGCAAGAGAGGAAGAGGAAGAGGAAGAGGAUGCAGGAGAAGGCGCUGAAGAUGAUACAGGCGUUGACAGAAGUCCGUCUUCCUUUACAGAAAGAGACCAGUUCUACAGUGAUCUUCAAGACUACUGCGAAGCGAACGACAGGGAGCUUGAAAAGCAGUUUGUCAUUAGGGAUAAGAGGAUUGACCUAUGGGACUUGUUUCAAGCAGUAAGCACGCAAUCUCUACCGCUAGAGGAGGUGGACUGGAGACGGGUAGCGCAGUAUGUGGGCUUCGGCCGGGCUCAAAGCAAAGAGAUCAUAGCCACUUUAUUACAGACGAGCUACCAUCGUCAUCUCGCGGGGUUUGUAGAGGCAAUGUUGAGCUUCCAAGCCGCUCUCGACGAGGGCAGCGAACAAGACGAAGAAACUGUUGUUUCGACUGGAGAGGAUGCAGCAGAGCCAACAACGCCUCGAGCGUCGCAGCGAAUCGACGGAACGCCUUCACGGAACGGAAAUGGCAAAGCAAAAGCGAGAAAAAGGCUGUCAGAUGGGCAAUCACCAACACCAGAAGAUGUAUCCAAACGGAGGCGCACAAUAGGUGCUACGAUUCCAGUAACACCCGAGGGCAGGGAGAGGUCAGGGAGACGAUCAUCCGCACCGGCAUCAGCACCGGGACAGUUAGGUAGUUUAGUGGACAACGAUCAAACGCAGGCGGAAGACUCCCGGCAUAGGACACCGAUGAGAGAUCGCCAAAGACGGUGGUCACCAGAGGAACCGGCUGAUAAUACUCCUUCUCAACAAUUACGGAGUGAGAGUGACUCGGUUGUGAGCCCCGAACAUGUUGAUAAAGAGACGCCAACUCGCAAUCAUAAUCAAGCUCGAAGUUCUGGCUACCAUUUCAACGAUAGGGAGCUCGAAACUAUAAUGGAAGAGGAGCCAUCCGCAUCUACUCUGACUAAACCUCAUUCUAAAAAGCGUUCACUACCGUCGUCGUUUCAGCAACCCCAGACGCAGUCUCCACACGAAAGGAGGCAGGCGCAGGAACAAGAGCAACAUCAACAGGAAGAAAACACACAGGAAGAGCAGAGUCCAGAAGAGGAGCAGCAAGAUGAAGAGGAGAAUUGGAAAACAAGGGAGUUUCACAAAUGGACAAAGCACUAUCGAGAAGCGGGCUAUUCUGACGAAAUGAUCUCCGAAGCCAUGCUCCGGACGAGCUGGGUUCCUGGGGUGCUCAUGGAAAGAGUGCUAAUGAGCCUCGAGAAGGGAGAAGACAUACCCAAAAACGUACAAGGCAUAUGGACGUACCGCGAUGACGAGAAGCUCCAAUACAUUAGCCAAUUUGUGGACCUGGAGCCAGCGGCCGAGGACUCGAGUGAAUUGCAACGGCGCAAAGCGAAAGCGAAAAGAAUGCUGGACCAGCUCUUGCACAAACAUACCCAGUCGGGGGUUGAGCUGCGGACAGAGAUUCAUCAGGAGAUAGCCAAGAAGGAGGGGAAGAAGAUGAGAAGAAAGGACUGAGGUGUUUGAGGGGCGAGAGGAGCGCUGAAUUUUGAUUAUGGAGUAUGGUAUAAUUAAUGUCCCUUUGCUUCUCUUCUUUAAGGAUCUUUUUCUUCUUAUAUAUAAUAUUGUCACGAGUAAACUGAUGAAUGAUGAUUUGUAUUUCUUUUUGCCAAAGAGAGGUUGUUGAAAUUGCUUCAAUAUCCUACCCGACGACGCAAGCUGUGGAAGUUGAACAAGGCAAGGCCAAGCAAGCAAUCACCGA